Lasiosphaeria miniovina is the source of this 1328-nucleotide messenger RNA. RefSeq names its product Alpha/Beta hydrolase protein. The record is from RefSeq and is a predicted model, not a curated record. The transcript has a single exon. Lineage: Eukaryota; Fungi; Ascomycota; Sordariomycetes; Sordariales; Lasiosphaeriaceae. The coding region runs from base 16 to 1245 and encodes 409 amino acids. Gene Ontology annotation, molecular function: lipase activity.
GUGGGCGCAACUCCCAUGUUGCCAACCAUUAUACGACGCGACCGCCUCCCUGCCCAAGUUCCCAAGCUCCCUAUCGGCUGCAGAGAGAAACAGCGGGAGGAAAAAAUGAAUUCAGCACAGGCACAACCACAGGCACCGGGCCGUUUAGGCGACCCGAGCAUGCACCUGGCAACCGACCCCCGGACGCACCCAAAGCUCCUCGAGAAGCUGCGAGCGGACAAGAUCGAGGGCACUCCCACCUUCGUCGCCGCCCUGUCCCCGGACGCGCCGCUCGGCGAGAUAGCCUCCUUCACACGCAGAGUAGAGGACUACCUCGAAGAGUACUACAAAAAAAUCGACCUCGCCCCCGUGCCGGGCGAAGGUUCGUAUGAGCCCGUCAUCCGCAGCGAGUGGCGCAUUCCUUGCGACGAUAGCAGGGAAAUCCGGCUCGUCGUCCACCGUCCGGACCCUACCGCAGCGCCGGCGGCAACACUCCCCGCCGUCAUCUACCUCCACGGCGGGGCCAUGGUCAUGCUCAGCAGCACCAACCCUCUGCACACCUCGUGGGCCUCGGCACUCGCCCGCACCGGUCUCAUCGUCAUCUCGCCCGACUUCCGCAACGUGCUCUCCAGCAGCACCGACAAGAGACUGCACCCCUUCCCCGCCGGUCUCGAUGACUGCGUGGUGGCUGUCAGGUGGGUCGCCGCGCACCGCAGGGAACUCGGCAUCGGCGCCGACGACAAGAUUGUCCUACAAGGUGAGAGCGGCGGGGGAAACCUCGCGCUGGCCACGGCCCUGCGUGCCAACCGCGAGCGCUGGCUGGCGGGAGCCAUCGACGGCGUGUGUGCGUGGGUGCCGUACAUCAGCGGCGCGUACGGGGCGCCGCGCGAGUGGAAGCUGCGCCAGGGGCUGGCCAGCCUGGUCGAGUGCGACGGGUACAUCAUGUCCUGCCCCAACAGCACGCUCAAUGCCCGGCUGUACGACCCCGAGGGGUCCCAUACCCGGGACCCGCUGGCUUGGCCCUACUGGGCCGCCGAGAAAGACCUGCAAGGCCUGCCGCCUCACCUCAUCAUCACCAGCGAGCUGGACUUGUUGCGGGACGAGGGAAAUGCAUACUUUCGCAAGUUGGUCGCCGCAGGGGUGCGCGCUGUGGGUCGCAUGAAUUUAGGCAUCACACAUAUGGGCGAGCUGAGCUAUCGGCACGCGGUGCCCGAGAUUUAUUUGGAUAAUCUGUGGGCGGUUAGAAGUUUCAUCAGCUGGCUCUGACGAAGCAGUAUAUCCAUCACCAAGGUCCCCCCCUGCCCCCCUAGUUUGUAGGCAAUCAAUCACCACCUCAAGUUCGAGUUCAC